Messenger RNA from Salvelinus namaycush (lake trout), 486 nucleotides. Its product is annotated as troponin C, slow skeletal and cardiac muscles-like. Gene Ontology annotation, cellular component: myosin II complex. Gene Ontology annotation, molecular function: calcium ion binding. NCBI's taxonomy places the organism in Eukaryota, Metazoa, Chordata, Actinopteri, Salmoniformes, Salmonidae. The transcript is spliced from 6 exons. The coding region runs from base 1 to 486 and encodes 161 amino acids. The record is from RefSeq and is a predicted model, not a curated record.
AUGGAUGAUGUAUACAAAGCAGCGGUUGAGAACUUAACAGAAGAGCAGAAAAAUGAGUUUAAGGCAGCCUUUGACAUUGCAUGUCAGGGUGCAGAGGACGGCUGCAUCAGCACCAAGGAGUUGGGGAAAGUGAUGAGAAUGCUGGGGCAGAACCCCACCCCAGAGGAGCUGCAGGAGAUGAUAGAUGAGGUGGAUGAGGAUGGCAGCGGGACAGUAGACUUUGAUGAGUUCCUGGUGAUGAUGGUGCGCUGCAUGAAGGAGGAGAGCAAAGGAAAAUCAGAGGAAGAGUUGGCUGAACUUUUCCGCAUGUUCGACAAAAACGGAGAUGGCUACAUUGAUUUGGAGGAGCUGAAAACCAUGCUGGAGUCAACUGGAGAGGCCAUCACUGAGGAUGACAUCGAAGAGCUCAUGAAGGAUGGAGACAAAAAUAAUGACGGAAAAAUUGAUUAUGAUGAGUUCCUGGAAUUCAUGAAGGGGGUUGAGUAA